Alternaria novae-zelandiae is the source of this 1380-nucleotide messenger RNA. RefSeq lists its product as uncharacterized. The transcript has 2 exons. The coding region runs from base 1 to 1380 and encodes 459 amino acids. Lineage: Eukaryota; Fungi; Ascomycota; Dothideomycetes; Pleosporales; Pleosporaceae. The record is from RefSeq and is a predicted model, not a curated record.
AUGGCAUCAAAUCAUUCCCGGAGCGCGUCGGACGAGAACCACAACUCAAUGGCAUACAUUCUCGAACACGUAUUACAGUACCCUGGCAGCUACGACAUCCCUCUCAAGACCAUGUACGAGCUCAACCGCGUGGACCGCGCCCAACCCAUCCCCAAGAACUACACCAAGUCUGGCAACACAUCACCAAUUUCCAGCUCAUUCGCAUGGAACACCACAGAAGCUGCGACCAUGAGCUUCACCUCGUCGUUGAUGAACCAGCUCAAAGCGUUACCCACACGGACCAGCGCACUGCCACCCGCCUUCAUCGUGAACUUUGUGACCCGCACCUUCAUGCCCGAGCCAGCUGAUGUCGACUGGAGCCAAGCUUUGACUGCGCUCGACUACCUGAAGGAUCUGGAGACACGACGACGCAGAGAGAUGGCUACCACAUUCGAGGCCCUUGACGUCCACAGGGACACAUGGGACGCCGACAUGGCCCGUGUCGCUGAAAAGGCACCUGGCAUCGCACUCUGGAUCAACAACCUCGAAGGCAAGAACCGGAAAGCUGAGUCGUACUAUGCUCAGCUAUGGGUCGGGCUCCGCCGAUGGAUCAUGAUCAACCAUCUCUCUGACGAAGAGUUCAACAAGCUCAACUGCAUUAGCUAUCUCAACACCCUCUUUCCUCCUGUCCAUGCCCAGACCAAGCUCCCCUCGCAGUUCUUGAACCACGAAGCUCUGAAAGAAGAACGCCAGAUCUUCUUCGAACUGAUCAGCCAGGUGCAGAGGAGGGGACCCGAUGUCUUACUUCCUCUCAUCAACCGGGACAAGCGCCCGGAAGACCAGACUGGCUGGCCCACCGUCCAGAGGAUCGUCGACAAGUACCUUCGCGUCGCGCAAAACAUGAUUCAAGACUGCAUCGCUACUCACGGCCCAGAGUCGUUUGAUCGCUACAUGAACGGACCUGGCAAAGAGAAGAAGCAUGACUCCGGUGUCAGUUUUGGUUCCGAGCGCCGGCCCAGCGUACAAUCUAGCGUGCACGAGAAGCAGUCGCCCGAGCCCAUGCUCAGCUACACCCCGUCCAUCAAGGGUCUCAGCAAGCUUGAGAGGAUUACUCGCGAGUUCAAGCGCAUGCGAGUCAAGCCCCGGCCCGAAGUCGAAGAGAUAACGCAAUUCAAUCAGCGGGCCGCCGCUGACCACAUUCCCCAGACAGGUGCGAAUGCUGGAAAGAAGUCGCUCAAAAAGGCCCGAUCGCUCGCCAGCCUCAAGUUCGGCAACGGCAGCUCGGCGUCAUUGGCUAGCAGAAAGGGCAGCGAUGCUCUGGCAUUCGACGCCGACGAGAUGAAGAAGCACCGCGCGAUAUACGAGGCCUCGGUCAGCAAGAGCACCCACGCCCAUGCGUAG